This is a messenger RNA of Pungitius pungitius (ninespine stickleback), 2028 nucleotides long. RefSeq names its product phosphoribosyl pyrophosphate synthase-associated protein 1-like. Gene Ontology annotation, molecular function: ribose phosphate diphosphokinase activity; ATP binding; magnesium ion binding. The transcript has 10 exons. The record is from RefSeq and is a predicted model, not a curated record. Gene Ontology annotation, cellular component: cytoplasm; ribose phosphate diphosphokinase complex. NCBI's taxonomy places the organism in Eukaryota, Metazoa, Chordata, Actinopteri, Perciformes, Gasterosteidae. Bases 487 to 1650 code for a protein of 387 amino acids. Gene Ontology annotation, biological process: 5-phosphoribose 1-diphosphate biosynthetic process; purine nucleotide biosynthetic process.
AACGUGUGCUCGUGGCGUUUUUCUCUCCUGCUGCGACCGCAUUGCUGCAAAGUUUACAGUUGCCACAUUUGAAUGCUAGCUGCGGAGUUUAGAAGUUUUUUUUCCCCCUACUGUUGCGGCGCCGCAGACGGUGUUUUCGGUGCCCGCGUGUUCGUCUUGAUGCUCCCGCGACCCGCUGUUCUGGAGACGGGGAAGAGCCAGAGACCCGCCGUGGCCUCAGCGCUAAAGCGGCGCUUUCUCCUGGCCGAUGUGAGCGGCGUUACCGUCGGAUCAUGUGCGCCCUCUUGUUUUAGUUUCCACACGGAGUGGCCGAGCACGUCUUUAACAAAAGUCCCCCGAAACACGUGUGUCUACACCGCGGGAGUCUAAACCAACCACUGCGUGUAUUUCAGCCUCGAAUUCGGUUUUGUGUUUUUUUUUUUUUUUUCUUUCUCGUGGUGCGGGGGGGGGGAAACUUAGCCAAACACACUUUGGGUUGGAAACACUAUGCCUAUUAGGCGUUUCGGGGGUCACAGGUCUCUGGUCUCUCGCUCUCAACCCCUCAAGUUUUCCUACGGUUCCGAGAAAAUGAACGCCUCUAAAGGUGGCUACCGGGUGUUUUCCGCCAACUCCACCGCCGCCUGCACCGAGCUUGCCAAGAAGAUCACGGAGCGCUUGGGUGUGGAUUUGGGAAAGUCGUUGGUUUAUCAGGAGCCAAAUCGAGAGACUCGAGUGGACGUGAAAGAGUCCGUCCGUGGACAAGACAUUUUCAUCAUUCAGACCAUUCCCAAAGAUGUCAACACGGCCAUCAUGGAGCUGCUGGUUAUGGCCUACGCCCUGAAGACGUCCUGCGCCAAGAACAUCAUCGGAGUCAUUCCCUACUUUCCCUACAGCAAGCAGUGCAAGAUGAGAAAGAGAGGAUCCGUUGUCUGCAAGCUGCUAGCAUCCAUGUUGGCCAAAGCCGGGCUAACCCACAUCAUCACCAUGGACCUCCACCAGAAAGAAAUCCAGGGCUUCUUCAGCUUCCCUGUUGACAACCUGAGGGCUUCCCCUUUCCUCAUCCAGUACAUCCAGGAAGAGGUGGCAGACUACAGGAAUGCAGUAAUUGUUGCAAAGUCCCCUUCAGCUGCCAAGAGAGCCCAGUCCUACGCCGAGAGGCUGCGUCUCGGGCUGGCCGUGAUGCACGGCGAGGCCCAUCACUCGGAGCUGGACAUGGUCGACGGGCGACAAUCGCCCCCGUUCUCUUCCGCCCCCAACCGCACCACCGCAGGACACACCGGCCUGGAGCUGCCAUUAAUGAUGGCAAAGGAGAAGCCACCGAUCACUGUCGUUGGAGAUGUGGGAGGCAGGAUCGCCAUCAUUGUUGAUGACAUCAUAGAUGAUUUGGAGGACUUUGUUGCAGCAGCAGAGAUCCUGAAGGAGAGAGGAGCCUACAAGAUCUACAUCAUGGCUACACACGGCCUGCUGUCCGGAGAUGCUCCAAGAUUAAUAGAGGAGUCCGCUAUCGACGAGGUGGUGGUGACCAACACUGUUCCUCAUGAGGUGCAGAAGCUUCAGUGUCCAAAAAUUAAAACCGUGGAUGUCAGCAUGAUCCUGGCUGAGGCCAUCCGGCGGACCCACAACGGAGAGUCCAUGGCCUACCUGUUCCGCAACAUCGCCGUCGACGACUGAGGCAACAGACACUCUCCCUCCCAUUCACCCACACACACCCACACACACACCCCCAUCCACACACACACACACACCCCAGAAUCCUGAACCUGUAGGUCCUGUUUGUUUUGCUGAUGAACAUGUCAAGAGAUUGGCUGUAUUCACUGCAUGUAACGUAUGAAGCAAAUCAAACUGCGUUAUUCCUCAUGUUGCAAAGUGGGACUGCACAGACCGUACAAACUGUUUCACUUCACUAAUACUGUACCUGCUUCCUACCAUCUAAAAACACAAGUGGCACAAUACAAUGUAUCGUGUGCAGCCUCUCGGCAAACACUGCAGAAUUUGGCAAAUAAAGAUUCAUCUGGAGUCAAUAUCCGCAAUGAUCUCAUUUCUUCCCCU